AUGCUCUCUCACGCCGACCUCCUGGACGCUCGCCUGGGGAUGAAGGAGGCGGCGGCUGAACUUCUCGGGCACCGGGAGGCGGUGAAGUGCCGGAUGGGACCCGGGGGCUCCGAGCCUGGUCACCCGGGCGAUUGCCCUCCGGGCUCAGACACGGUGGAAGGUGCAACUCUCCUUCCCGGGGACAGCAUCACCUCGGCCGGAUCGAACCCGGGAGGAGGCGGCGGCGGCGGCGGCUCAGGCAGCGGCAAAGACCCGGACAAGCAGCAGCAACAACAGCAGCAGCAGCAGCAACAGAGCCAACAGAAACAGAAGAGGCACCGGACCCGCUUCACACCCGCUCAGCUCAACGAGCUGGAGAGGAGCUUCGCCAAGACGCACUAUCCGGACAUCUUCAUGAGAGAGGAGCUGGCUCUGCGCAUCGGCCUCACCGAAUCCAGAGUGCAGGUUUGGUUUCAGAACCGCCGCGCCAAGUGGAAGAAGCGCAAGAAGACCACCAAUGUGUUCCGUGCGCCGGGCACGCUGCUGCCGACUCCAGGACUGCCUCAGUUCCCGGGCGCCAGCAUGGGAGACGGCCUGUGCUCCUUCCACGCCAACGAUACCCGCUGGGCCACGGCGGGGGUGGGCGUCUCGCAGCUCCAGCUGCCCCCGGCCCUGGGCAGGCAACAGGCCAUGGCUCAGUCCCUGUCCCAGUGCAGCCUGGGCGGGCCACCCAAUUCCAUGGGGCUCUCCAACAGCCUGGCCAGCGCUAACGGCGGGGGCUUGCAGUCCCACCUGUACCAGCCCACUUUCCCGGGCAUGGUGCCCGCUUCCCUCGCCGGCCCCGGCAACGUGACCAGCGGCUCGCCGCAGCUCUGCAGCUCCCCGGACAGCGACGUGUGGCGGGGGACCAGCAUCGCCUCCCUGCGCCGCAAAGCACUCGAGCACACAGUGUCUAUGAGCUUCACCUAAUGCAGCUCCCCCUGAGCAGCUCUCCCCUAACCCCCCCCCCCCCCCUCUCUCUCCCCUCCUCCCCAGCCUUCUGUCCAGCAGCCAAACAGCCAGGGAGUCGACUCAGGGUUUGCAAUGCAUCCUUCAGUAGCCACACUCAAAUAGCAGGUGGGAGGGAGAGGGAGGG
Messenger RNA from Hemiscyllium ocellatum (epaulette shark), 1114 nucleotides. RefSeq names its product orthopedia homeobox a (gene otpa). Bases 1 to 948 code for a protein of 315 amino acids. Gene Ontology annotation, molecular function: DNA-binding transcription factor activity, RNA polymerase II-specific; DNA binding. Lineage: Eukaryota; Metazoa; Chordata; Chondrichthyes; Orectolobiformes; Hemiscylliidae. The transcript is spliced from 3 exons. Gene Ontology annotation, biological process: neuron differentiation; regulation of DNA-templated transcription. The record is from RefSeq and is a predicted model, not a curated record.